Messenger RNA from Aureobasidium melanogenum CBS 110374, 1539 nucleotides. RefSeq lists its product as uncharacterized. The record is from RefSeq and is a predicted model, not a curated record. Bases 1 to 1539 code for a protein of 512 amino acids. The transcript has a single exon. Lineage: Eukaryota; Fungi; Ascomycota; Dothideomycetes; Dothideales; Saccotheciaceae.
AUGGAUUGGUUGCCAUGCUCUGAUCCCUCGUCAGGGGUUGCUGCCAGUUCUUCCACAUCUUUCUCUGCAUCAUCACCUGCGACUACUGCCACCUCCUCAAGGUUGGUCGACACUCUCGGACCGUCACAACACGAGCAACCAGUUCUAGUUCCCGAAACCUUCAGCGACCCGUUCACCGGCGUGCCCAGUGCACCUUCUGACGUCUCUCGACUCUUCAUGCUAUGCCAGUGCGAGACUCGGCCUUGUCCACUCUCGGUCCCUGGGUCCUUGUUCUUCUUAUACGUCUACGCACCGCUUUGGAAAGAGGAAAGUCGCAAGUACAAAAAACAAAUCCCUCAAGGUGCGCGAAGGUUUGUACUCGACUGUGAGAGCAACCGGAAGCUCGCAACAUACACACGCCUCUACACAGAAUGGUUGUUCAGCGGCGGCGCACCACCUUCGCUCGCCAAACUGCAUCGCAAUGCCGACGGCUCUACCAGUGUCUCUUUUUCAGCCAAGGUCCGAGCUUGCGUCUACGUCCUUAGACUUUAUUCGCAGCGCCGAUACCCCUUGUAUCGCGCCUGCAAUCAGAUCGCCUCAAUUUUUGGUCAGGAGACUAGCUUCCAAGUCAGUCAGGAGUCCUGGCAGAACGUCGUGAUACGCACAGAGCCCCCUGAGAUUCCUAGCGACGUAUGGACUCACGCUUAUCCUACGCCUGCUAUUCCAAGGCCAUCGUCGCCUGUCGACCAAAGAGACUCCACCACUCUCGUUCAGACUCAGCACUUUCGUGGUGCAGCAUCUAUCCAAUCUAGCGAGCCUGACGAUGUUCCCAAUGGAUGGACUCUCUGGACCCCAGUCACAGAACCAACUCUCCAGCGCUUUGCUCGCCACAGAGCCUACUCAUAUCAGAGCAAGCGAGGUUACGAAAUCGUUCAUAGCUCCGUCGCAAUGCCUAUGCAUGAGAUCGGUAUCUAUCGUGCAGCCAACGCCAGGCAGAUGAGCGGCCAAAGUACCAGAUUCUCGAGCCCCGAUGUUCUUGCUGGUGCCGAAGAAGGAUACGAAGUUGAAGCCCGGUCCAAUGCAACUGAUCCUGCUCAGGACCCACGCCAUCAACUCAUCAAGAGGCUCUCUCAGACACCCCAAACCGGUACACCUUCACCUGAAGAUCUCGCUGCAACAAAGCGCGGUAAUGCUCGCUCGCGUCAACCAUCUACUCCUGCUCCGACGAAAGCCAUAACCAGACCGACCAGAAUUCGUCUCAUUGCUCCCCAGAGGCCAUCCACCCCUGAGCAAAUCGCUGCCUUUGAAGAAGCCAUGGAGACCCACUCCCCUACCAACACCUACGAUGAUGCAUUCUCCGAACCACAGGUGCAAGGAACUGGAGAUUCUCCCGAAUCCAGUUCAAGCUCGAGCUCGAGUGAAGCAAGUUACCAGCUAAGCAUGACUAAGAUGUCGAUGGCGAAGGAUAGGUUGAGAGAUGCUGGACUUGGCAUAGAUGGUAUUGGAAUGAAAGACCUGGCUGAGGAGAGAGUUCUUUUCAACCCAAAGGAUUGGGAGUAG